Molecule: messenger RNA, 821 nt
Organism: Camelina sativa (false flax)
Lineage: Eukaryota; Viridiplantae; Streptophyta; Magnoliopsida; Brassicales; Brassicaceae
Product: profilin-1
Cellular component (GO): cell cortex
Molecular function (GO): actin monomer binding
Source: RefSeq, a predicted model, not a curated record
UGUGUGUCUACACGAUCACAAAAAAAAGCUCUCCAAGUGAUAAUUGCGAGAGAGAGAGAGAGAGAGAUAUAAAAAAGAAACCUUCUGUGAGAAUUUUCAACGAAGAAGAAUACAACAAACAAACUCGUAGGAGAAGAAGAAGAAGAAGAAGAAGAUGUCGUGGCAAUCAUACGUCGAUGAUCACCUUAUGUGCGAUGUCGAAGGCAACCAGCUCACCUCCGCCGCUAUUCUCGGUCAAGACGGCAGUGUCUGGGCUCAGAGCACCAAAUUCCCUCAGUUGAAGCCUGAAGAAGUCGCUGGAAUCCUCAAGGACUUUGAGGAGCCCGGGACUCUUGCCCCAACCGGACUAUUCCUUGGUGGCGAAAAAUACAUGGUUAUUCAAGGUGAACCUGAAGCUGUGAUCCGAGGGAAGAAGGGACCUGGAGGCGUGACUAUCAAGAAGACGAAGCAAGCACUGGUCUUUGGCAUCUACGAUGAACCCAUGACUGGAGGUCAAUGCAACUUGGUUGUCGAAAGGCUCGGGGAUUACCUUAUGGAGUCUGAUCUCUAAACUCAACAAGGUUUUCAUUUCAGUUUCUUCUUCGUGACUAAAAGAGUGUCUUGUUGUGAUUGAUUGUAAUGCUUUCAAACACACAAAUCAAUUGUUGUUACUUUAGAACCAAUUGUGAUUUGUUGGUCUCGUUACCUUGUUUGGGUUUGUGUGUUCUUGUGAUGACAUUUGAUGAUCAUUUCGCUUUCAUAUGUAUUGAGUCUUGAUAUUUUUUUUUUUGUUUCUUCAUACUUUUUACCUUUUUCUUGAAUUGAAUUGUUCUGCGGUUUUA